Molecule: messenger RNA, 1022 nt
Organism: Myxocyprinus asiaticus (Chinese sucker)
Lineage: Eukaryota; Metazoa; Chordata; Actinopteri; Cypriniformes; Catostomidae
Product: aquaporin-8-like
Exons: 5
Coding region: 1-777 (258 amino acids)
Biological process (GO): water transport; transmembrane transport
Cellular component (GO): plasma membrane
Molecular function (GO): water channel activity
Source: RefSeq, a predicted model, not a curated record
AUGACAUCGUCAAAGUCAGAGCUCUUUACUGUGGCCUCUGGCGAUGGAGGGGACAGUCUUCAAGGUCAGCCCAAGAGGGUGUCCUUCUUUGAGCACUACAUUCAGCCAUGCCUGGCGGAGAUUCUCGGCUCCACUCUCUUCAUGUUUGUGGGCUGUGUGUCAGUCAUGGGCAACGUUGGCAUCAGUGGGAGCAUCCAGCCUGCCCUGGCACAUGGACUAGCACUGGCUAUAGCAAUUGCAAUUUUGGGGGAAAUCAGUGGCGGUCACUUUAAUCCAGCUGUGUCUGUGUGUGUUUACCUCAUUGGAGGAAUGGAAUUAAUUCUCCUUGUGCCAUACGUGCUCUCACAAAUGUUAGGUGGACUGAUUGCCGCUGGACUUGCCAAAGCUGUCACUACAAGCAUAGCAUAUGGAAAUGCAUCUGGAGCAGCAUUCAAUGCAGUUCAGUCCACUGAUGGCAUUGGCUCUGCAACUGUGGCAGAGAUGAUCAUGACACUCUUCUUGACCAUGGUUGUCAGCAUGGGUGCUAUAAAUGGAAGGACCCGAAGUCAUCUUGCUCCUUUCUGCAUUGGACUUACUGUGACUGCAAAUAUCUUGGCUGGGGGUGGAAUCUCUGGAGCAUGUAUGAAUCCAGCACGGGCAUUUGGGCCAGCGUUGGUGUCUGGUUACUGGGCCCACCACUGGAUAUAUUGGGUGGGACCUUUGACUGGGGCUCUGGUCACUGUCAGCUUUGUGAGGUUGAUAAUGGGAGACAAGAAGAUCCGUGUUGUUUUUAAAUGAUCGAGGUGGGACCUCUGAAGAUCCCAUGCCUAAAGCUUUUAAUUCAAGAUAACUUGUAAAGUUAUGUAAAGCAUUGUGUGAUAUUGUUCAACAUUUAUACUAGUGUACUCUACAAAAUUUUUCAGUAUUCUGCUGCUUCAUUGUAUCUUUCAAGAAUGUAUUUGUUGUUUUAGUUUUUAUAUAGCCUGCCAUUAGGUAUUCCAAUAUUUUAUAUUAAUAAACACAGUCUUUUGUUAGAUCUUGCC